Molecule: messenger RNA, 759 nt
Organism: Mycotypha africana
Lineage: Eukaryota; Fungi; Mucoromycota; Mucoromycetes; Mucorales; Mycotyphaceae
Exons: 3
Source: RefSeq, a predicted model, not a curated record
GUAAUUUUUCACAUUAAAAUAUGGGGAACUCAUUAAACGGGCCAAUUCUGUACUGUUAUUAUAGCUAAUGGUCAGUGAACCCUGUCUAAUAUUGGUGCAUUAUUUAGAAAAAGAACAACUAAUUGCAGACCGUGCCUUUGAAUAUUUCACAGUUCCCCAAACCCCGUUGUUUUGACAAAAUUAAAUCGCAUCGUUCUGCCCAUUCUUGUAAUUUCUUGUCAGUCCGGCAGUUAUUGGCUCUCCGGAGUAUGGCAUUCCACCUCAUGCUUUAGUGCUGCCAUACCUUGCAGCGUAGUAUCUUUUGUCUUCUUCAUGUUAUCCUCACAGAGAUAGACCGUGAAUAUGGCAAUUUAUCAACAUGGAUGCAUCGCCUCUCAUGAUGGUUUUGACAGCAAAGCCAGAAUUUUGCGCGUAUCUGAUAGCUCUUCUCAUCUCAUGCUUAGCGCUAAGUUACAGAUGUGACACUUCGCAAGGUGUAGUUGUUGCUGUUGGACAUUUUAAUUUAUCCUACAGCUAUAGUUUUAUUGUCAAUUGCUUAGCCGACAGCUUUACAUUAAAUAAGAGAUCCGAAAAUAAGCAAUGUAAUUACUGUUUCCGUGAAUAAAACACUCUGUACUUUAUUCAUAUUGACAGAUUCAAUUUGUUUUCAUUCUAUAAUGAUUAAAACUUUCACCGAAAAGGCCUCACUCAGACAGCAUCCUACCAAUCACCAGCACGAAAGCUGGUUCGAUUUUACAGUGAUAUUUUGACCCGUCUCCA